AUGGAGUUUAUGUUUAGUGAAAAGGGAACUAAGUUGUUGAUUAUUGACAAUUACAAGUUUGGAUUCCAAAAGAACCUAGCAGAUAACAUACAGAGGUGGAUAUGUACAAAACGAAAAUGUAAAGCAUACGUUAAAUUGAACGGAGAUUGUUUAUGUGAAGAAGUAUUAACACAUAACCACGAAAGUGAAAACGAUGGUACACUUGUGCGACAACAAUUGACAAAUUCAUUAAAAAGAAAAUGUGACGAACUUAUUACAGAGCGACCAUCAAAAAUUAUACGCAAGGAGAUAGCUUCAAACAGUCAUAGUGAGUCACUACUUCAAAAUGAUAUUAACAGAGUCCGUAAAAAUUUGAAUGCUGCUAAAUUAAGAACAAUUCCCAAGUUACCUUCUAAUCUUGAAGAACUGCAUAAAAGUGUCAGUGAAUAUUCGUUAAUAACUAAUCUCGGAGAAAACUUUAUUUAUGACAACGAUUCUGUCAACAAUAUAAUUACAUUUACAUGCACGCAGAACUUGGAACAACUCAAGAAAGCCACUACGGUAUUUGUCGAUGGAACAUUCAAAAGUUGUCCUAAGCAAUUUUACCAAUUAUUUUCUAUUUUUAUCAAGGUACAAAAUAGCUAUGUUCCUGUCGUAUUCAGCCUACUCCCGAACAAGACUACUGACACUUACAUACUUGCUUUACAUAAGGUCGCAAAAUAUCUAACAGUUGGCACGGUUUUCGUUGAUUUUGAAACAGCUAUCCAUAGUGCCAUAACUUCACAGCUACAGCAAGUUACAGUUAGAGGUUGCAGAUUCCAUUUAUGUCAGUCAUGGUGGAGAAAAAUUCAACAGUUUGGUCUCUCAAAUGAAUUUAAAGAUAAUGCUUCAGAAAUCGGACAACUUCUUAAACUAUUUUUUGGACUGCCCUUAUUAUCACCUGAAGAUGUCGAAGACUGUUUUUAUAAUGAUUUGAUGGCCAUAAAACCCUACUGCCCAAAAUUGGAUCAGUUCUUCGACUACGUUCAUGAUACAUACAUAAUGUCAGACAGUAUCUUUCCACCGAAAAUUUGGGCUAGAUUUGACAAAAAUAUUGAUAGGACUACAAAUUGUUGCGAAUCGUUCCAUUCAAAGCUGAAUAAAGAAUUUACAACUGCCCAUCCUAAUAUAUUUUAUUUUAUGGAGACUUUAAACAGUAUUCAGACAUUAAAUUAUAUUAAAUUUCGAAGUAAUAAUACUAGGAAACUUACUAGCAAACAAGAAAAAAAUAACAAAUUCUUGGAAAAUUGUAUGACUGAGUACACAAAUGAGAAGCUUACGCGAAUUGAAUACUUAAAGAAAGUUUGCUUCAAAUUUGCAAAUCAACGAUUUUAA
Myzus persicae (green peach aphid) is the source of this 1353-nucleotide messenger RNA. RefSeq lists its product as uncharacterized. Bases 1 to 1353 code for a protein of 450 amino acids. The record is from RefSeq and is a predicted model, not a curated record. NCBI's taxonomy places the organism in Eukaryota, Metazoa, Arthropoda, Insecta, Hemiptera, Aphididae. The transcript has a single exon.